Molecule: messenger RNA, 8234 nt
Organism: Coregonus sp. 'balchen'
Lineage: Eukaryota; Metazoa; Chordata; Actinopteri; Salmoniformes; Salmonidae
Source: the annotation of a GenBank genome assembly
UGCCACAUCCGUGUGAUUGAUACAUUUGGCACAGAGCCGGCCUACAACCAUGAGGACUACGCCACCCUGCAUGGCUACAGGACCAACUGGGGUUACUGGAACCUCAACUGCAGGCAGUACAUGACCAUGUUCCGUGAGUGAACUCUGAGCAUAUUCUCUCUUCUGACACUGGAUGUGAGGGGAAUGGGGUUGCACUUGUUUAUCAGGUAUCAACCUCAGAAAGAAAGAAAGUGGGACAUGGUAAUAGGGCUUUUGGUGGAGGUUUGGCUUUUGGAGUGUGUGUGUGGGCACAGAUGUUGUGGGGCGCUUGUGUAGGCCUCUGGCCUCUCACAGUGGAAGCUCAGGGCAGAGAGACGAGGAGGACCCUGGGAGGGUAGCAGCAGCUGUGGCCAAACAGAUGCGUAGAGCAACACACUAGAACUUAGCACCAUUUGGCUCUCGCUCGCUCACAAGCACACACGUAGAGCUCAGACAUCCAACUGGGAUCAGUGGAAGGAGAGGAGACUUCAGCUGUGUGUGUGCUCUUCCAAUUAACUCAGUGAGCAUAGCUUCUGUGGAAGUCCUGCUGUUUUGGAAAUACACAUUGUAAUCGCAAGCCAUGGCUUUUUUGUUUUUCAUGUGUACUGGAAAUACUCAGGCCUUGUUUUGAUUCCUGGUUUAUGGAGUGACCACUGUCCUUCUCUUAGGUGAUGUGGUCCCAGCUAGUCAAAACUAUUCCUUUAACCACUAUGUCUCUUUAUUCCUACAUCUUACUCAACAUGCUUCUGAGUUGCAUUUGAAACUGAAUGUCAAGAUUUAGUUUAGUGUUUGACUUUGACUUAUUGAGCCUGACACUUUGCUAUGUUUGCCCCUCACAGCACACACUCCAGACAACUCUUUCAUGGGUUUUGUGGCUGAGGAGCUGAACGACACAGAGAGGCUGAGCAUCCAGAGGAACAAGGUGGACAGCAUGGCAGUGGUGUACGGCAAAGAGGCCAGCAUGUGGAAGGUGAUCAUAUGGAUAUCAAUGUUCAAUUUCUACAGCACUAAUGUCACAACUCAAGCAAAGAAAACUAUAUUGCUGAGAGUAACAUUUGACUGACACCCCAAUGGGCAUAUCACCUGCUCCUGUCUACAUGAUAUCAACAAACAAAUGACUUUUCCCCUACUAAGCUGUGUAGUCCAGUUGAGAUGGCAUCUCAACAUAUUUACACAAGUCAGCAGUGUGUUAUAUGCUGCAGUGUAUUCUGUCAUGAUGUGAUAAAUGGAGUGCACCCCACUCCCAGAGACAAGCUGAAACUAAGUUAUUCUUGCCCAUCUGCCAAGCAUGACACUUCAAUCCACUAGGUAUAUGUAUGUACGCCCAGAGACGUGUGAGGGUUGUUGAAGUGGCAAUUGUUUUUGUUUAGUGUAAAUUCUCCCUCCAAGCUACAGGAAAAAGGCAUCACAUAUUGAUGUGUCUGGCUGCCUCCCCGUGGUUAGGUGCACAUGAAUUGGCUGGAUUUGAUCUCUCACUCUCUACGCUUAUUGAAUUCCCCCUCACUCUGAACAGUUUGAGGUACGGCGUGCGAGGUAUAACAUUUAUGAGUGUGAGAGAUUGCCAUGUGAAUGCCAUCUGUGUCUGGGCCUCCCUCGACACUGGGACUACCCCUCACUGCUUCUGGCAUCAUCCUCAGCUCUCAGGUUCAUGUGCCUGUCAGCUAUGUGUUGUACUGCAGCUGUAUGUGUACAAGGAGACAACAUGACUAUCAUUUUAUCUCUCCCACUCACUGUCUCUCUCUUGUCUUUUCUCCUUCCCACAUGGUUUCCUCUUGUUCUGAUCUCAUGAAAUGUUGAUGGAUCCCUUCCAGCUCCAAGUAAGUAUACCUGCACUUCCUGUCAAUGAUUGACAUUUUGAACACCAUCUGAAACUUUGUUUUACUUUGAGCCAUGGUACAGACUGUCCCUGGUUUUUGAUUUCUCUGCAGAUUCAUUUUAUAGAGAUUGAUACUGUUCAUACGCAAUGUAUGCAUUAAUGUUCCAUUAAAUGUGCCAGACAGUUAACUAAAAUCAUUUUGGAAUGAGUCAACAGCUUUAGCUUUUUAGAAGAAAGAAAGAUCUUUCAGGUGAAUCAUCUUUAUCUACCACAAAGAUAAAGAUACUGGAGUUUUCAUAAAAAGGCCUGAGGGUUGUUAUGCGUUCAGCCUGGUCUGUCUGCACAUCUUCUGUCAUCUCCCUGUCAGAUCAAUAAACUGCUGCCCUAUGACAGGUUUAGGAAAAUACAAAAGGUGGAGCUUUAAUCAGUACUCAGAAUGUCAGCUCUCUACUAAUUAUAGUUUUACUUUGUUUGCUCUUUUAUAUUGAGCAUCUGCAAUGACAUCAGUGGCUCUAUGUACAACUGUUUGUGGAAAGGUUCUUAGUCUACAGAGGGAAAGCUCAUACAUGUUUAUUUAUAUUGUGUUCAGUACAAAUGUUCUAUGUUAGGCUUAGUAUGCCACUGAAGAUUUGAAACAACACAACAUUCUCACCACUCUAUAUGUAAAUCACAACUUUGAGAGGAAUGCAUACAGUUUUAAUGAUGUUAUUACAAUUCAUUUCUCAACAGGAAAGGUUUUUGAGCUGUUUAAAUACAGUUGAAGUCGGAAGUUUACAUACACCUUAGCCAAAUACAUUUAAACUCCAGUUUUUCACAAUUUAUGACAUUUAAUCCUCUUAAAAAUUCCCUGUCUUAGGUCAGUUAGGAUCACCACUUUAUUUUAAGAAUGUGAAAUGUCAGAAUAAUAGUAGAGAGAAUGAUUUAUUUCAACUUUUAUUUCUUUCGUCACAUGCCCAGUGGGUCAGAAGUUUACAUACACUCAAUUAGUAUUUGGUAGCAUUGCCUUUAAAUUGUUUAACUUGGGUCAAACGUUUCGGGUAGCCUUCCACAAGCCUCCCACAAUAAGUUGGGUGAAUUUUGGCCCAUUCCUCCUAACAGAGCUGGUGUAACUGUGUCAGGUUUGUAGGCCUCCUUGCUCACACACGCUUUUUCAGUUCUGCCCACAAAUGUUCUAUAAGAUUGAGGUCAGGGCUUUGUGAUGGCCACUCCAAUACUUGACUUGUUUGUCCUUAAGCCAUUUUGCCACACCUUUGGAAGUAUGCUUGGGGUCAUUGUCCAUUUGGGAAGUACUCAUUUGCGACCAACGCUCCUAACCUUCCUGACUGAUGUCUUGAGAUUUGCUUUCAAUAUAAAUCCACACUACUUUUCCUUCCCAUGAUGCCAUCUACGAUGCACCAUUUGCAUGAUGAUGCUUGCUUCACAUAUACUCCUUGACGAUAAACUAAGAUUUCCAAAAAUCAGAUGCCAUCUUUUGGAUGCACCAUUAUACCCUUUGUUGGCAAUGACACAGGUCAAACGUUUUCUGUAAGUCUUCACAAGGUUUUCACACACUGUUGCUGGUAUUUUGGCCCAUUCCUCCAUGCAGAUCUCCUCUAGAGCAGUGAUGUUUUGGGGCUGUCGCUGGGAAACACGGACUUUCAACUCCCUCCAAAGAUUUUUUAUGGGGUUGAGAUCUGUAGACUGGCUAGGCCACUCCAGGACCUUGAAAUGCUUCUUACGAAGCCACUCCUUUGUUGCCUGGGCGGUGUGUUUGGGAUCAUUGUCAUGCUGAAAGACCCAGCCACGUUUCAUCUUCAAUGCCCUUGCUGAUGGAAGGAGGUUUUCACUCAAGAUCUCACGAUACAUGGCCCCAUUCAUUCUUUCCUUUACACGGAUCAGUCGUCCUGGUCCCUUUGCAGAAAAAUAGCCCCAAAGCAUGAUGUUUCCACCCCCAUGCUUCACAGUAGGUAUGGUGUUCUUUGGAUGCAACUCAGCAUUCUUUGUCCUCCAAACACGACGAGUUGAGUUUUUACCAAAAAGUUCUAUUUUGGUUUCAUCUGACCAUAUGACAUUCUCCCAAUCCUCUUCUGGAUCAUCCAAAUGCACUCUAGCAAACUUCAGACGGGCCUGGACAUGUACUGGGGACACGUCUGGCACUGCAGGAUUUGAGUCCCUGGCGGCGUAGUGUGUUACUGAUGGUAGACUUUGUUACUUUGGUCCCAGCUCUCUGCAGGUCAUUCACUAGGUCCCCCCGUGUGGUUCUGGGAUUUUUGCUCACCGUUCUUGUGAUCAUUUUGACCCCACGGGGUGAGAUCUUGCGUGGAGCCCCAGAUCGAGGGAGAUUAUCAGUGGUCUUGUAUGUCUUCCAUUUCCUAAUAAUUGCUCCCACAGUUGAUUUCUUCAAACCAAGCUGCUUACCUAUUGCAGAUUCAGUCUUCCCAGCCUGGUGCAGGUCUACAAUUUUGUUUCUGGUGUCCUUUGACAGCUCUUUGGUCUUGGCCAUAGUGGAGUUUGGAGUGUGACUGUUUGAGGUUUGUGGACACGGUGUCUUUUAUACUGAUAACAAGUUCAAACAGGUGCCAUUAAUACAGGUAACAAGUGGAGGACAGAGAGACCUCUUAAAGAAGAAGUUACAGGUCUGUGAGGCCAGAAAUCUUGCUUGUUUGUAGGUGACAAAUACUUAUUUUCCACCAUAAUUUGCAAAUAAAUUCAUUAAAAAUCCUACAAUGUGAUUUUCUGGAUUUUUUUUCCUCAAUUUGUCUGUCAUAGUUGACGUGUACCUAUGAUGAAAAUUACAGGCCUCUCUCAUCUUUUUAAGUGGGAGAACUUGCACAAUUGGUGGCUGACUAAAUAAUUUUUUUCCCCACUGUAUUUUGUUUUUUGUGAAGUGCACCAGUCCCUCCUGCAGCAAAGCACCCCCACAGCAUGAUGAUGCCACCCUCGUGCUUCACGGUUGGGAUGGUGUUCUUCGGCUUGCAAGCUACCCCUUUUUUCCUCCAAACAUAACGAUGGUCAUUAUGGCCAAACAGUUCUAUUUUUGUUUCAUCAGACCAGAUGACAUUUCUCCAAAAAGUAUGAUCUUUGUCCCCAUGUGCAGUUGCAAACCGUAGUCUGGCUAUUUUAUGGCGGUUUUGGAGCUGUGGCUUCUUCCUUGCUGAGCGGCCUUUCAGGUUAUGUCGAUAUAGGACUUGUUUUACUGUGGAUAUAGAUACUUUUGUACCUGUUUCCUCCAGCAUCUUCACAAGGUCCUUUGCUGUUGUUCUGGGAUUGAUUUGCACUUUUCGCACCAAAGUACGUUCAUCUCUAGGAGACAGAACGCGCCUCCUUCCUGAGUGGUAUGAAGGCUGCGUGGUCCCAUGGUGUUUAUACUUGCGUACUAUUGUUUGUAUAGAUGGACGUGGUACCUUCAGGCGUUUGGAAAUUGCUCCCAAGGAUGAACCAGACUUGUGGAGGUCUACCAUUUUUUUUUUUUCUUUUGAUUUUCCCAUGAUGUCAAGCAAAGAGGCACUGCGUUUGAAGGUAGGCCUUGAAAUACAUCCACAGGUACACCUCCAAUUGACUCAAAUGAUGUCAAUUAGCCUAUCAGAAGCUUCUAAAGCCAUGACAUCAUUUUCUGGAAUUUUCCAUGCUGUUUAAAGGCACAGUCAACUUAGUGUAUGUAAACUUCUGACCCAUUGGAAUUGUGAUACAGUGAAUUAUUGUGACGAGGUGUGAAUGAAGGAGUCAGGCGCAGGAGGUAAAACACCGAAGUCCAGAGUUUAUUCCGUUUACAUAAAUCAAACGCUCCCAGCAUGAAAACAAAACUAAUACAAGGGAAAAUAUUCCACCUUGGCAAGUACAAAUAGAAGAGUAGCUCAACCAAGCUACUCGCUCUCACAAUAAACAAUCACUCACAAAGACAAGGGGAACAGAGGGAACACUUAUACACAUACUAAUUAGGGGAAUGAGCACCAGGUGUGUGUGAUUGACAAGACAUGACAAGUGGAGUGAUGAGAAUGGGAUCGGCAGUAGAUAGUAAGCCGGUGACGACGAACGCCAAAACCUGCCCGAACAAGAAGGGGAGGCAGCCUCGGCGGAAGUUGUGACAAUUAUAAGUGAAAUAAUCUGUCUGUAAACAAUUGUUGGAAAAAUUACUUGUGUCAUGCACAAAGUAGAUGUCCUAACCGACUUGCCAAAACUAUAGUUUGUUAACAAGACAUUUGUGGAGUGGUUGAAAAACGAGUUUUAAUGACUCCAACCUAAGUGUAUGUAAACUUCCGACUUCAACUGAAACUAGAGAACAAGAAAAGGUAUAUUACUUUCGUCUUAUGUUUGAUCUUCUGAAAAAUCAAACUGGUCCAAUAUGAAAAAAUGAGGUGCAACAAUGUGAAUGAUUAAUAUAUUAAAGACUUGACUGAGGAAAUAAUUAAUUAUAUCCUAUGGUUUUCAUGGGAUAAUUACCAAAGUUGACUAAUCAUCUCCUCUAGGGCAAUACAAAAAGACAUGGUGUUUUUAUUUAUUUAUUCCUUAUUUGUGUAUAAAUUCUACAGGUACAUUCUCAGUGUGGCCUGAUUGCUGUGGCCUGAUUGUAUUAGUUAGUAAUAAUGAGUGCAGGUCAGCUCAUCUGCUUACCCAUUACAUCUCUAUGAUCAGUGACCAGUGUGCUGCUGUAGCCAAGGUGAAACCCAUGCUUACUCUUCACACUCAGGCCAUUCUCAUGUAAUUUGCCCCUGGUGUUGCUGUUGCUUGGUGAAGGAAAUCAGAUCACCCCUCUAAUUGGCUAUGCCAGUCUGUAUGCACCAGUGGCGGUCAGUGCCGUAGGUUCACACAGGUCGAGAGACACAUUUUAGGUGACAGACAGUGACACAUGGACUGACAGUUCACUUUCAUAGCAGCCACGUUGUAUUCCUUCUCGCAUCUAUGCGCUCUCCUCCUUUCACCUCUUCCCUUCGCUUGUGGACUUCAAUGCACAACACAUCAGCUGUAUGUGACCAGACGAAAAAACCUUUCCAAGCCAAACCGCUACACACAGCCUACAUCGUUGUCACCAUAUUUGCUAAAGUAACGUCAUAGUCAGCAUAGCUAAUAGAACUAACAUGUUAGUAAACCCGCUACAAUCAUGCAGUAACGUUAGUGUACAGUCAGUAAGCAGUUACACCGGCGGCCCCGGUGGCAAUAAAUUAGUAAAACCAAAAGCUUACCUUGACUAGGAAGAGUUCCAUUGUUGUGUUGGAUAGACAUAGCCAGCUAGCUAACAUAGCAUCCCUCUGUUUGAGGCGGGUGUUUCAGUAGGCUGAACUAGCUAGAAACUGAAAGUGGAAAAAAAUGACACUCUUUCUCUCAUACUUCUCCAUUUUGUAAUAAAUUAGUUUGUUAAAAACUGUUCAACUAUUGUCUUUCUCUCUCUUUGAGUCAACUACUCACCACAUUUUAUGCACUGCAAUGCUAACAACAUGUCAGUUCAUGCUGCAAGAGCUCUGAUAGGUUGGAGGACGUCCUCCGGAAGUUGUCCUAAAUACUGUGUAAGUCUAUGGCAGGGGGUGAGAACCAUGAGCCUCCUAGGUUUUGUAUUGAAGUCAAUGUACCCAGAGGAGGACGGAAGCUAGCUGUCCUCCGGCUAUACUAUGGUGCUACCCUACAGAGUGCUUUGGAGGCUCUGCAGACCUUCUUUACAAAAUAGUGUGUUUUAUUCAAUUAUUUGGUGACGUAAUUAUAUUUAAUAUAGUUUUAUCUAAAAAUGAUAACUUUUUAAGUGUUUAAAAAUAUAUAUUUUUAUGAAAUUCACUGAGGAGGAUGGUCCUCCCCUUCCUCCUGAGGAGCCUCCACUUGUAUACACCAGAGGCUACAGUAGCCACCCCACUACUCCUAGUAACAGUCAGUCACACAGGAUUCUGUUCACACUGCCCUGGGCCAAUCAGAAGCUCUCCAGGGUGAGAGGCCUGUCAGUCAAGGGGUUUUAACUCUUCUGAGAGAUGACCUCCAUGCUACUGUAGUCUUCACAGGUUGAGCACAUUCUCUCUUGCUCUUCAGUCCCAGGAGGGUGACACAGAUCAUAUGGAGGAAUCUCUUAAGUGGAAGAGGCUGACAGCCAAUGUCAUGAAUAACAUGUUUGCCCCCGUCUUGGUUAUGCCUGUAACCAACACACUGAACAUAGCUUUAUUUUUGAGAAGGACUUUGAACUCAUACACUAUUGGUUAAAGAACUAGUUACAUUCUGCAUAUUUGGGGUGGAUAGAUUGAUUAUACUGUGUUCCCAGUCUGUCCUAACCAUUUGUUCCAUUGCCCCGUAGGGUAAGGAAAAGUUCCUGGCCAUUUUGCACCGCUACAUGGAGAUCCAUGGGACUGUCUAUUAUGAGACACAGCGCCCUCCAGAGGUGCCUGCUUUUGUCAAAAACCACGGCCUGCUGCCCCAACAAGAGCUGCAACAGCUGCUCAGAAAGGCC